AUGAACAUUUAUUUAAAAAAAGAAGAAUGGCUAGCAAAACUUGCAUAUCUGACGGAUAUAUUUGCUCACUUAAAUGAGCUCAAUAGAAAAAUGAAAGGCAGAAAUUCCAAUAUUUUGACAUCGUCGGAUAAAAUUGAAAGCUUUCGCGCUAAAUUGGAACUAUGGAUCAGUCUUGCUACGAAUGGUAAUAAUGAAAUGUUCCCAAAUGUCAUUGCAGCUGACAUAGAACAAAAGGUGCAGGCUUUGAUUGUCAAACACUUAAAGCUUCUUGCAGAGAAAAUGAAUUUCUAUUUCCCUAAGCGUGAUCUGUAA
Messenger RNA from Parnassius apollo (apollo), 312 nucleotides. NCBI's taxonomy places the organism in Eukaryota, Metazoa, Arthropoda, Insecta, Lepidoptera, Papilionidae. The record is from the annotation of a GenBank genome assembly.